Molecule: messenger RNA, 1550 nt
Organism: Durusdinium trenchii
Lineage: Eukaryota; Dinophyceae; Suessiales; Symbiodiniaceae
Source: the annotation of a GenBank genome assembly
UCAAGCCGCGAUUUCCGGUGGCGAGAUGGCUUCGGUGUAGCCCAUCGCGUGCGCUCGCACGCGCGGGCGUGGAGAGAUGCCGCCCCGGUCCGCGGCGGGUGGAGGUGACUUCGCCGCGGGUCCUCCAGAGAGAAGGAGGUUGGCCACAGAGGAUGAGGCUUCAAUCCAUUGUGGUGGCGCGCUGCCGCCCGAACCGAUGCCCUGUUCGGGGCUUUGUGUGGAGUUACUCUUCCUCGACGAGGAUACUGCUGAGUAUGACGAAGAGCGGCGGUCCAGCGCCAAGGGAUUGGUGGCCAGCUUGCAGCGCCAGCUUGGGGACGCCGGAAGCCACCUGCGCCGCAAGAGCGCCUUCGGUUCGCUGGUCUCGCGGGGAGCCUUCGUCCGCAUCUUGAGCUACGAGCAGAUCUCCCCCCGGCGCCAGACGUCGAUGGUGGCGGCGACGGCCUCCGAGUGUGUGAGCUCGUGGUCCAGGCCUGGUGUGGUACCCGAAAGAGCCCUGGCGCCGCCCCCUCGUGACGCAGGCGGUGUGGGGGCGGAGAAGCACACGGUGCCGAAGCUCCACUUGCGCAGCUCCGGGCCCUUGGCACUGCCGACGGAUGGCUUGGGCGCCGCGUUCGCUGCGCUCUUCUCCUGGAUGCCUGGCUGUAGCACUUCUCUGUGUCGUGCUGAACCGACGGACACGGUGCGCGUUGGCACCAUGCCGCAAGCUGCCCCCUUCGAUACACAGGUCGAAGGGAAGGCAGAAGCUGGCCUUGGCGGCUGGCCCUUGUCGCUUCCCGAGGUUCAUGUGGCCUUCCUGAAUGCGAGUGACCUCCGCAAGUCGGCGCCCAGCCUGGCGGCCUCGCCAGGCACCUCUCCGCGGCCAAGCGGUACCGAGGGUCCUCCGGAGUUUCAACGUGCUGCCAUCGAGCUGGACGAAGACGAGCUGGUGCUGCUUUGCCCCGCUCUGCUGAAGUCCGUCUUGGGCGGAACGCCUUCGACGGCGUCCAGCAAAGUCUCGGACGCGUGGCCAGCGCCGGGGCGCUUGGUGUGUCCUCGCGCAGGUCUUUCGCGCAUGCGAGGCUUGAGAGCUCAAGAGCUCAACAAUGCACCCACCCCCCAUGUCUUGGAGUUCGAGGUCGUCAGCGGCGGCCAGCGCUUUCGGCUGCUGGCUGCCUUGCCCAACGGCAAAGUGGCCGCGAGGUUCCGCGAAGCGAGUCAGGCUCCUGCACAACAAGCAACGCCUACACCCAGGCCUUGCAAUGGUGUGCGAUGUGAGCUUCGCAUCAACGCACAGCUCCGCUUGGAGUCCAAUAGGGACUUUCAGAACUGUGCGGCAGUGGUUCGUCGCGGCAUCUGCGAGGCCACGCACGUGAGUGCGGAGCGUGUCCUGGUUCAGAGGAUUUGGAUGGAAUCGUCCAACUUUGAUGCUUGAGCGCAUCGCGAGCCGCAGAUGUCCCAAAGAUGAUUGGCUCAGAACACAAAACUCGUCGGGUGGCGCGGAGUUUGCCUGAAACGUCGAGUUUGGUGUUUUCAAGACGCAUGGAUACAUCUGGCUUUGCUUGGGGUGA